GGAGGGGCGGGACUCGAACCCGCGGCCAACGAGGCGCAGCCGGGGGCGCCAUGUUGGGAAGGGCGAGACCAACGGGGGCGCCAUGUUGGGAAGGGAAGCGACAGGGUGGUGGCGGCUCCGCCAUGUUUGUGAGGUCAGUUUUGGGGCGUGGCCAUCACCGGAAGUGGCCCUGACUUCCGGCGCCAUGAAGCCGCGCGCGGGCCCGGUGCCGCCGCCGCCGCCGCCCGGGGGGAUCCUGAGGCGGGGGGGGCGCGAGGGGAGCAACCGUCAGGUGCGUUUCGCGCCCGGUCCCGCGCUCCAGGCUGAGGAAGAGGAGGAUGAGGAGGGGGCGCUCCCCACGCUGGCGACCCCCACCCUGCACAGCAGCCGGGGGGGGCCGUGGGGGGCGCCCCCCGAACCGUUCGACGCCCCCCGGGCCGCGGCCGCGCUCCUGGGCAGCUCGUUCGCCGCUCGCAGCGCCAUGGGCGGGGCGGCGGCAGCAGCCAUGAACGUGCCCCAAACCCAGCGGCUCUUCCGGGGCCUGGUCAGCCUGGCCGUGCCCCCCCCGCCGGGACCCCGCAGGGGCGUCCAGACCCCCCACACACCCACCCCCCAGGUGCCCGGGCCGCAGCUGGGGGCGCUGGCAGGGGAGGGGGCUGUCGCCAGGGGGGUGGGCUGGCCCUGGCUGCCCCCCCCCGCCCCCCCCGAGCCCCCCCGGGCGCUGCCCCGCCCCCCCGGAGCCACCUUCGCCAUGUUCCAGAAGCUGCAGCAGUGGGGGGGGCAUUGAGACCCUCCCCCCCACAAAAAAAAAAAAAAAAAAAAAAA
Molecule: messenger RNA, 804 nt
Organism: Oenanthe melanoleuca
Lineage: Eukaryota; Metazoa; Chordata; Aves; Passeriformes; Muscicapidae
Gene: PPP1R35
Product: protein phosphatase 1 regulatory subunit 35
Exons: 4
Coding region: 83-766 (227 amino acids)
Source: RefSeq, a predicted model, not a curated record